AUGCGUUUAAUAAAAAAGAUGAAAUCUGAUUUAGCCCUCACGAUUGAACCAUCAUUGGCUUACCCCCAAACUAAUUUUCACCAAACAUUCGCGUUUGUAAUAAUAUUCGGGCAAUUUUUCGGUAUUAUGCCCCUACAUGGAAUAACUAAAAAAAAUGUGCAAGAAAUUCGACUAGAGUGGAAAUCAUUUCGAUUUGUUUAUGCCGUUUACAACAUUUUCGGGGCUUUCAUUAUGGGAUUUUUCUGUAUUUUGAAAUUCGCUUUGGAUGGGCUUAUGUUGGACAAAACAGCCACGAUGUCGUUUUACGUCCUCAAUUUUUUCGGAGGUAUUCAAUUUAUUAUAAUUAGCAAACAUUGGGCUACGAUUAUGAAAGAAUGGUCUUUUAUGGAAGUAUCAAUGAGAAGUUAUGGUUCUUUGAUUAGUAUGAAAAAAAGAUUCGUUGUGAUGACUUCAGUGAUUAUGACCUUAGCUUUAGUGGAACAUCUUUUAUUUAUUGCAAAUGCUUUUAUAACGAGCCAGAAUUGCACAAAUGCCACUUUGUAUAGUGGAGAUGAGAUUUACUUCCGUGUUGCAUUUCCUUCAGUUUUCACACUUAUAGAUUAUUCCCUUUGGAAAGCAUGUUUUGUUGAAAUUGCUAACAUUUUAUCAACUGCAACUUGGAAUUACACAGAUUUAUUCAUUAUUUUAAUAAGUUGCUCACUCGCCUCCCGCUUCGCUCAAAUCAAUCACAGACUCAAAAACAAUAAAAUGAUGCAUGAAAAAUUUUGGAAAGAAAUUAGAGAAGAUUACAACAAGCUAGCACACUUAACUGCAGUUGUUGACAGAAAUGUGGCUGCUUUAGUCGUGAUUUCUUUUGUUAGCAAUGCUUUUUUUAUAUGCGUUCAGCUAUACAACAGUUUAAAAAUUCGUGUCGGUACUAUCGAAACAAUUUACUACUUUUUCUCUUUUGGAUUCCUCGUAGCUAGAACAAUCGCUGUUAUACUUUACGGAGCUUGGAUUAAUGACGAAAGUAGAAAACCACUAGAAAUUCUUCAUUCGGUCCCUUCAGAACACUAUUGUGAGGAGAUUAGCCGUCUUAUUCAACAAAUAAAUUCUUCUCCUGUGGGAAUAUCAGGCUCGAAAUUUUUUAUUCUGACUAGAAGUUUUCUUUUAAAGAUGGCCUCAACUAUUGUUACUUUUGAACUAAUGUUCCUACAGUUUGGACCCUUAAUAAAAAUCAACACCAAUUAUAAUUCCAGUUAUAAUAACUGUUAA
Tribolium madens (black flour beetle) is the source of this 1254-nucleotide messenger RNA. Its product is annotated as gustatory receptor for sugar taste 64f-like. The record is from RefSeq and is a predicted model, not a curated record. Lineage: Eukaryota; Metazoa; Arthropoda; Insecta; Coleoptera; Tenebrionidae. Gene Ontology annotation, molecular function: taste receptor activity. The transcript is spliced from 7 exons. Gene Ontology annotation, biological process: sensory perception of chemical stimulus; detection of chemical stimulus involved in sensory perception of taste. The coding region runs from base 1 to 1254 and encodes 417 amino acids. Gene Ontology annotation, cellular component: membrane.